AUGGAACUCAGAAAGCUUAUUGGCAUUGUCGAAAUCUUGAAGCAUUUGAUCAAAAUUUUGCCGAGAAACGGUACACGUAUGGCAGUUGUGACCGGUGUCUACAUCAUCGUCUUUCCUCUUUUCUUUGUAUCAAAUCUCUCAACCAUCAAACCGAUUUUAACUGAUCUCGUCUCAAAAGCUUUGGUCUUACCAUCUCUAGACCCACAAAGUCUGGUUUUUGCACAAAUUCUAGUUUUUGUCCAAAAAGAUGUCAAAAACUUUUUAAGUCUUGAACUAGUUUUCUUUCUAGCUCUCAUCCUGACAUCUCUCUUCACCCAAAAUGCAGUCAUUUUACUUACCGGAUCUUCUUAUAACGAUAAAAAGAUAUCCCAGGAAGAUUUGAUGUUGAGGGCGCCACAUUCAUUAUUUAGACUAUUCGUUACUUCUUUCCAUGUAACACUUCUCAAAAUCGGCUUUCUUUUCUUUGGUUUUGUCACAUUGAUGGUUUCAACCGCAAUGCUUUCUGAGUACAAGUUUGUGUCAAAAGUGAUAUUUUGGUUAUUAGUGAUUUUGUUUGUGAGCCUUUAUCUACACUUUUCAGUUGUAUGGGUUCUAUCCUUGGUUGUUUCGGUCCUUGAAGAGUGUCUUGGAAUCGAGGCGUUAGGCAAAGCAGGAAGGCUUCUUAAAGGGAAGAAGCUAGACGGGUUUUUUUUUAACGUUUUGAUCAAUGUUCUAGUAUAUCCUUUAUCUCACGUAUUAUCAAAAUUGACCAUGGUUAAAGAGUCUGAGUUGUUUCUAACCUCCUUUUGGUUAUUCCUUGUGAUGGGCUGUAUCUGUUUAAUAAUCACAUUCGCGUUGCAAGCAUACACAGUUUUAUACUUUGCCUGCAAGAAGAAUCAUGGUGAAGAGAUUGAGCUUCAAGGGAGUGUUGAAUAUACUAAAAUACCUGCGGUACUCCCUGUAGAUAUACCAUAA
This is a messenger RNA of Erigeron canadensis, 954 nucleotides long. RefSeq lists its product as uncharacterized. The transcript has a single exon. Bases 1 to 954 code for a protein of 317 amino acids. NCBI's taxonomy places the organism in Eukaryota, Viridiplantae, Streptophyta, Magnoliopsida, Asterales, Asteraceae. The record is from RefSeq and is a predicted model, not a curated record.